Messenger RNA from Trichomonas vaginalis G3, 267 nucleotides. Its product is annotated as structural constituent of ribosome. Gene Ontology annotation, molecular function: structural constituent of ribosome. The transcript has a single exon. The record is from RefSeq and is a predicted model, not a curated record. The coding region runs from base 1 to 267 and encodes 88 amino acids. Gene Ontology annotation, biological process: cytoplasmic translation; ribosomal small subunit assembly. Lineage: Eukaryota; Parabasalia; Trichomonadida; Trichomonadidae. Gene Ontology annotation, cellular component: 90S preribosome; cytosolic small ribosomal subunit.
AUGAGUCUCCUCAUGUGGCUCCUCACACGUGAAGUCCUCUGCCUCCGUGGUGCUCUUACACGUACACAGGAGUGGUCUGUCAUUCCAGACCUCUUCUUCUACCGCGAUGCCGCUGAUGAAGCCAAGAUCACUGAGGCUCUCGAGGCUGAAGACGAAGAGACAGUCUCUGAAGAAGGCGCUAUCAUCAACGCCGCUGUUCCAAAGUCUGAAAUCAAGGCUGGUGCCACAAACGAAGAGUGGGAGAACAAGCAAGAGUGGGAUGCCUAA